Messenger RNA from Rhagoletis zephyria (snowberry fruit fly), 625 nucleotides. The record is from RefSeq and is a predicted model, not a curated record. NCBI's taxonomy places the organism in Eukaryota, Metazoa, Arthropoda, Insecta, Diptera, Tephritidae.
AUGGACACUGCCACGUUGCGAGGAUUCUUCGACUGUGGAGCCAAGUCCGAGCACGCACGUGGUGGUCACCCUCGUGGUGCACCAGGUCUGCUGAAGAUGCCUGAAAUGGGCGUGGGUGUGGGAGUGGGAGCCACCGCCUCCUCCUCCUUCAGCGCCUACUUCCUUCGCUCUGAUGGUGAUGAUGACAGUGAGCACUCUUCAGCUGCGUCGUCCGAUCAAUUUGACGCCCAUUUAGACGAGAAUGAGGAGGAGUACAGUGAGGACGGCCGCUUUGACGACAUUCCCUUUAAGCUGCUCAGUAUGGGCGGCGGCAGCGAAAGUGGCAGCAGCAGCCCUGAAGUUGAACAUGCUCAGGAUGAGCCAGUGGAUCAGCUCAAAAAGAUGGAGAACUUCUUUGCUUCUGGAUUAAAGAAGCAGACUGAGGUGUUAGCUGCUGUUAGCAGCAAGCAAGGCGACAAACAACUAGGCGCGGGUGACUACGACAGCGAAGCAACCAUCACCACUGAUCGCGAUCAUGUUGAGAUUAAUAAGAAUAAUAAGGAGGAUGAUAAGGAUUACGAAUAUGUUGAGGGCAGCAGCAGCAGCAGCACCAGCCCCAGUGAUGACAGCAGUGAUAGCGAAUACG